Messenger RNA from Mustela erminea (ermine), 2795 nucleotides. RefSeq names its product general transcription factor IIA subunit 1 like (gene GTF2A1L). The transcript has 9 exons. Gene Ontology annotation, biological process: transcription by RNA polymerase II; transcription initiation at RNA polymerase II promoter. The record is from RefSeq and is a predicted model, not a curated record. Gene Ontology annotation, cellular component: transcription factor TFIIA complex. Lineage: Eukaryota; Metazoa; Chordata; Mammalia; Carnivora; Mustelidae. The coding region runs from base 1199 to 2632 and encodes 477 amino acids.
GCUGCUUGAAACUCAGAAAUCAUAAGGUACCUGACCCAGGAAAAGCAAAUACAGAGCAGUAGGGCAUAAAUAGCUCUACUGAAUUUAUACUACAAAUAAACAGCCAAUUUUAAACCUACUAUGAUUAUUUAAAUCAUUAAAUAAUCUAGCCAUCUGGUUAAGUCAGGACCUAUCUGCAAACUAGAAAGGCUAUUUAAAAGACAGAGCAGUGGCAAUAGAUGACGUUUUCUUAAGACUUCACAUUAUCUAUGCUUGGAUUUACUCUCAGUCCUAGUCAAGAUACGCUCCUAGAUGCUCUACCUUUCAGGGGAGGGAGGGAAUUAUUGCAGGUCAAGAGAUGGUGAUUGCUACCUGAGGAGGAAAAGGAGACUGGGUAGUGCCUGGUGCUGACUUUUUUUUAGCAGUCUUUCUCCACCUAAGCUGCUUAAUAGAAUCAAGAGUCUCUGCCGUGAGACUCAGGUGCCAAAUAUUUAUUAAACUCUCCAAGUGAUUUCACUGGGCAGCCAAAGCUGAGAAUUUUUGUCUUGGGACAGUAGAUCUCAUUUCAGCGACCAUCAGAAUCAUCUGGAGAGCAUGCUGAAAUUACAGAAUGCUGGGCCCCAUCCCUAGAGUUUCUGGUAGGUAGGUCUGGGGUGGGCUCAAUAAUUUGUGCUUUUAACAGGUUCCCAGAUGAUGCUGAUUUGCAGUCCUACGCUUUGAGAAUCAAUCUUAGAAGAGUUUGGCUUUUGUUGUCUUUUUAGUAGAGUUCAGUUGUGCGCGGGUUGUAGGGGGAGGGGUGAAAAUUGGUAGAAGGAGAGGGACAGAAGCCGCUAGUCUCCCACUUUCCUGGCCCAAUCCCCUUCCAAGCUGAAGGGGAACUGGAAUCUACCACUUCAUCGCAUCUUCCCUAUUUUCUCAGUCUUUAUUUCACAGACUGAGUAAAUAAAGGUGCUUCAGGGGUCAGUUGAACGGUCCACAGCUGUUUAGAUCGCGGUUAACCAGCCCAUUUCAGCGGGCUUCUCGCUCACGCACACCCUCCCUCCAAGGAACCCUGCUCAAAGCGGCCCACCAGCCUUUUCCUCCUCCCUGCCCCGCCCCCAGAGUCUCUGCGUAGUUGCGCACUCGACGUGCCCGGCGUUCAAAGCGAGCAGCGAGAGGAGUUCAGUGGGGCACCGCGUGCCGCGCAGGCGCGAGGGGGAGAGGUGCCGGAGCCGCCAUCAUGGCCUGUGUCAACCCCGUGCCUAAACUCUACAGAUCUAUAAUUGAAGAUGUAAUUGAAGGAGUGCGCGAUCUAUUCGCUGAAGAAGGUAUAGAGGAACAAGUUCUAAAAGACUUGAAGCAGCUCUGGGAAACAAAGAUUUUGCAGUCUAAAGCAAUGGAAGACUUCUUCAGAAAUAGUGCCCAUUCACCUGUGUUCACCCUUCCAUUGCCAAACAGCUUGCACCAAACAUUGCAGUCAUCAACAGCGUCAUUAGUUAUUCCUGCUGGUAGACCUCUUCCCAGUUUUACUACAACAGAACUGGGCACCUCAAACUGUAGUGCAAGUUUCAAUUUUCCUGGUUAUCCUAUUCAUGUACCAGCAGGUGUGACACUACAGACUGCAUCUGGUCACCUUUAUAAAGUCAAUGUACCAGUUAUGGUGACACAGACUUCUGGAAGAGCAAGUAUUCUACAUCCAAUUCAGCAAGUAUUUCAGCAGCUUGGGCAGCCUUCAAUAAUCCAGACCAGCGUUCCACGCCUGAACCCAUGUUCUCUCCACGUGACUGCUGAAAAAUCACAGAGAAUAGAAACUGUGCUCCAGCAACCCACAGUUCUUCAUUCUGGGAUGGUGGAUAGGAAACAUUUACAAAAUGCCGCCAGUGAUACACUUGCACUUCCUGGAAAUGAGCGUGAAAUCAUGUCUGAAGCUUUGUUGAGUCAGCCGGAAAGCCCUCAGUAUAUCUGUCUUCCAGGUGUUGUGUUUCCUCCACAGGUCUCUCAGAUAGAUGAACACCGGGAGCCAGUGCUUGGUGUUUCAGGCGGCGUGACUCAAAAUCUGAAUGGUGUGCCCCUCUCCACUGGCCGACAGGGGGCCCAGCACCAACACAUGUCUGAUAUUCAGCUUCAUGUUCUUAAAAAUAGGAUGUUUGGAUGUGAUUUUGUAAAGCAGCCAAGAAAUACAGAGGAGCCCAGCAGCCUACCUGUCUCAGAGAAGGAUUCUAAUUCUCAGAUGGAUUUAAGCAUUCAGGUCACUGAUGAUGAUAUUAAUGAAAUAAUUCAAAUAGAUGGAACCGGUGAUACAUCUUCCAAUGACGAAAUAGGAAUUACAAGAGAAGUAGAUGAAAAUGAAUUUCUAAGGAUUAUUGAUGCAGGAGACCUGAAGGUACUUGAAGAAGAAGUUGACAGUAUAUCAAAUGAAGCUUCAACUGCCAACAGUAGUGAUAAUGAAGAUCCUCAAACAGACAUUGUAGAAGAGGACCCCUUAAAUUCUGGAGAUGACGUUAGUGAGCAGGAUGUGCCAGACCUGUUUGACACGGAUAAUGUAAUCGUCUGCCAGUAUGACAAGAUUCAUCGAAGCAAGAACAAAUGGAAAUUCUAUUUGAAAGAUGGUGUUAUGUGUUUUGGAGGGAGAGAUUAUGUAUUUGCCAAAGCCAUUGGUGAUGCAGAGUGGUAAAACUUAAGAGCUCGAUACACCAUAAACAUCAGUGGGACUAUAUCACAUAUUGUGAAACCUAUUUUUAUUUUUUAUAUAGCCCAGUAUAGAGCUGCUCAAAUUUUUUAGUUCACUGUGUGGAGUUUAAUAAAACUAUAAUUCAGAUGCAGAUACAAAUACACAA